UACUCAGGUACUCGGGUUACUCGGGUUACUCAGGUACUCAGUUACUCAGCUACUCAGGUUACUCAGUUACUUUGGUACUCAGUUACUCUGUUACUCAGCCACUCAGUUACUCAGUUAAUUUGGUACUCAGCUACUCAGUUACUCAGUUACUCUGUUACUCUGUUACUCAGCUACUUUGGUACUCAGGUUACUCCGGUUACUCAGGUACUCGGUUACUCAGGUACUCGGUUACUCAGGGUACUCAGGUACUCAGGUUACUCUGUUAUUCUGUUACUCAGUUACUCAGGUUACUCAGGUACUGAGUAUUGAAGUGAGGAAAAACAACAGGAAAGUGAGAGCAGAUGAAGAGACGAACACCACAUUAAGUUGAGAAAGUAUCAAAAAGAACAAAGAUCAAAAACUGUGUUUGCGUUAAACACGGUCCGUGUCUUAUUAAAGCUGUGCCUCUAACGUUUUGUUUAAAGUGAGAGAUUUGAAAUGUUCAUGUGUCGGAUAUAGAGCCACAGGUCGUUGUGAAAAGGGAGGUUGGAUUUGGGUCGAGGGACUUAGAGGGCUUCCAGAGAGUUCCGUGUCAAUCAGGUCAAACAUUCAAACUCGUUUACAAGGUGUGGUUAAAGUUCAAGUUCAAGUUUUUAAGGUUAAAAGUGCAGCUUAUUCUGAUCACACUGGUUACAAUCAAACUUUAUAUAAACUGGUAUCUGUCACGAUGUCUUCUGCUUUCAGUGAUGUCGUGGUGAUGUCGUCUGUGAAGCAGCGGUACCGGGACAUCAGUCCUGUGACUCUGCAACUGGUGGGCGGGGCUGUGUGCUCCAGUCUGUACUGUGGGGAGGUGGAGGGUCUGUCGGGGGGGCUGGUGGAGUCCUUUAUGGUGGAGCUUUAUCGCUGUAAACUCUGUCAGUUCACCUGCGGCCUGAAGGCCUCCAUCGGCAGCCACCUGCAGGUCAGGCACCGUCCCCCCACGCUCACGUACCUGGGGGAGGGCAACAGAGGGGGCGGGGCUGUGGACAGAGAGGAGGCGGGGCUCCGGCAGGGGGCGUCGCCCUAUCAGUUUGUUUUGAACGGAGAGUCGAAGCAGUGCGACGAGGACGAAGACUUCCUGCUCUACAACAUGCUGGACAACAUGAGCCCGCCCACCUGUGACAUCAGCAGCGAGGGGGGGCUUCAGGUUGCACACACGUGUCAGCACUCUUUUCGAGGAGUCCUCCAUGUUCCCUCUAAAGGGGGCUUCAGUGGAUCUGUCUCCUCCUGUCGACCCCCCCGCCACCCAGGAGGAGAUGGCACAGUCCGCUCACCUCAUGACUUUGGGGCUGUGUCGCAUCUCAGCUGCCAAACCUCCUCCUCCUAAUCUUCCUCCUCCUCUUCCUCUUCCUCCUCCUCCUCCCACCUCCUCCAGACCCCCCCU
This is a messenger RNA of Anarrhichthys ocellatus (wolf-eel), 1402 nucleotides long. RefSeq lists its product as uncharacterized. Lineage: Eukaryota; Metazoa; Chordata; Actinopteri; Perciformes; Anarhichadidae. The record is from RefSeq and is a predicted model, not a curated record. Bases 707 to 1345 code for a protein of 212 amino acids. The transcript is spliced from 2 exons.